Manihot esculenta (cassava) is the source of this 1512-nucleotide messenger RNA. RefSeq lists its product as uncharacterized. The record is from RefSeq and is a predicted model, not a curated record. The transcript has 6 exons. The coding region runs from base 299 to 1348 and encodes 349 amino acids. NCBI's taxonomy places the organism in Eukaryota, Viridiplantae, Streptophyta, Magnoliopsida, Malpighiales, Euphorbiaceae. Gene Ontology annotation, molecular function: peptidyl-prolyl cis-trans isomerase activity.
CGGUAGUUCAUAUUCAAUGUUUGACAUAAAUUAAGAGCACAAAUAUAAUAGAUAAUCAUGAUCUCCACAUGUAUAUUAUGGUAUAAAUACCCUCUCUGUUGCAUUUUUACACACAUCUCUCUCAAGGUGGCAGCUGUCUAAAGACGGUCGAAUCGGAGUGCAUCUACUUUCCUCCACCGCAGUCUCUCUCUGUCACCCGCCCCGCUUCUAGCUUUUACAGAAUAAGAGGAUUUACAGUCGUUGCGUAAACUUAGCUUAACAGGAGAGUUCUCCCUCCCCUUUCCUUUCUCUGUUAGUGAUGUCUAAUGGUCUCUCUGUUACAGUGACACCUGUUUUUGUCACGCAGGUCCGUACGUACGGAAGUGUCAGAACCCCUCUCCACACCAAACGGUUAUUUAAUUUAUCUCGGCGUGCAUGUGAGCAAAACUGCGAAAUGACUAGAUUAGCUGUUUUUCCUCAUGUCACAUCACCGGGCUGGAUCAUUUCUCAAGGGUUUAAGGCCUAUUGCCGAUUCAGUCUGCCCCGUGUAUCUGGUCCUCAUGUCACAUCACCGGGCUGGAUCAUUUCUCAAGGGUCUAAGGCCUAUUGCCGAUUCAGUCUGCCCCGUGUAUCUGGUCCAGGGCUUGAGACAUUAAACCGGUCAAUUGAGGGAAGGUGCCGUGGGCUUUGGUCUGGUGUUGCUCCCUUCAGUCCAGCCUUGCCCAGUGCAGGCAAGACCCGGCGGUUAUCAGCACGAAAAAAAUCCAAUGAGCAGGAUGAUCAAACCACACCACUGCUUACGGAGAACACAAGCGAUGAGCAUAUUGGGAACCGUAAUCACUUUUCGUGGUGGUUGACAAGUGUUUUUCAUAAGAAAAAACUCUCGCCUUCGCUGGAUGACCGUAUCAAAAAUCUUGAAUUUCCAUUUGAUGAGAAAGGGAAUCAACAGGAAGAAAUACUAAAGGAAUACAAAGAUGGUUCAGAGUUGUCUGAGAUUAAGUACCUAGAUAUUCACAUUGGUUCUGGUGAUUGUGUGCAGAAUAAGGAUAUCCGGAAGCUAAAGGUCGUUUUCGACUACUAUCUCUAUGAUAACUAUGGAAAUAGAGACAUCAACAGGAAAUCUAAAUCGAAGAGUUCUCAUGAAGAGCGGGACUUGUGCGAACAUGAAUUUGGUACAGGAUUUAAUGAAGGAAUUAGAGGCAUGCGAGCAGGAGGAAUUAGAAGGUUCAUUGUUCCUGUGAAACUUCUCCGAAAAGACAAAGGUUAUACAGUGAAAGGUGAUUAUGCAGUUUUUGACGUGAAGUUACUGAAAGUUUACCCAUCCAUAGCCUGUCAUGCUAGGAUAGUAGUAUUUGGGGCUGAAAAUUGAAGAUUUUGCAAUUUGUGCAACCAACUUCUUAAUAAUUUUUGUGUCCAUGUGUUUGUUUGAAACAGUACCACCGCUGCGAAAACAACAUAUUUGUGUUGUACCCAAAAUUAAAAUGUGAGUAAACAGAAUGUUAAUUUGCCAUUAAUUAUCUAGCAAGUUUCAUA